AUGCCGCGUGUCUACAUGGACCUUGUGCUGAAGAGGAAUUCCAAACGCUACCGCACUUUCGUGCGGGAUCUUGCUAGACGUGGACUUCUUGGAGUGACUUCGAGGCCCGCCGAGUUGGCGGGCAUCUUCUUCGCGGCAAAGACGAGCCUUGCUCUUCGGCUGAUCAUCGACGCGAGGCGCAGCAACGGCCACUUCAGAGCGCCGCCAUCCGUGCGCCUUCUGAGCAGCGAGGGGUUCGGGCGCAUCGAGGUGGAGCUGCCGCCCGGGACCCACCCCUCCUCCGAGGAGGGCCGUCGCUUGCUGGACGCUUUCACCGCGUAUGGGACCGCGACCGACGUCAAGCACUGCGUCUACAGGAUGCGUAUCCACGAGGACCUCGGCCGGUACUUCUGCCUGCCGGCCGCCCCUGGGCACGCGCUCGAGGGGCUGCGGGUCGCCGGCUUCCCCACCGAGGCGGCUUCGGACGCGAUGGUGCACCCCUGCCUGGGGGCCCUGCCGAUGGGCUUCACGUGCUCCUUGCGCCUGGCCCAGGCCGCCAACGAGUACAGGGUCUGCCGGGGUGUCAGCCUUCAGGAGGCGGUGCCAGCUGGCCGUGAGCCGCCCCUGAUACAGGACCAGGCGGAGGCUUUUGUACUUCGCGCCUCGGCUCGAGGCGAGGGCGGGGCCUACGUCUACGUUGACAACUUGGGCGCCGUUAGCGGCGACGUCGCCCUCCGCGACAGGAUGGUGUCCGAGUGGAGCGAGUUGUUCGAGCCGGCCGGGCUGGCCCUCCACAAGUGGGAGUCCCACGGCGGCAGGGGGGAGGCCCUCGGCACUGAGCUCGACGGAAGGAGUCACGACUUUAAGUUGCUAGUCAAGAUACGUCGCUUCAGUGCGUGCGCCCUGGCCCUCGGUAUCGCCCCGUACUUUAGGCAGGGCGCGAGGCCUGCCGCGUGCUCGCAGGCGCUGCCGGCCGCGAAGGCGAAGACGAGAACGCUGGAGAGGCCGGGCCCCCCGCCCCCACCGAAGGUAAGGAGCGUUCGGGCCCGCCUGGAGACCAGCUCUGCGAUGCCGCCGCCGCCUGCCCCGCUGACGCUCGCCGACCUCGCGCCCGAGGCCUCCGCCGUCGAAGACGCGGCGGAAGGCGAGGGCGAGCUCGACACGAGCGGCUCCGACAGUGUCGCGAACCAUGCGAGCGCGGCUCAGCGGAGGUCCUGCGCCCUCCAGGACUCCGGGCGCCGACGGCGAGCGGCGCUCUACGCGGACCUGGUCACGCAGAGCAAUUUGGAGGGGGAAACAUUGCUGGAGCGCCUGGCGGUGACGCGCCGCACGAGGGACCGCUACGCCAAGCAUCUCGAUCGCUUUCACUCGCAUGCAGGCCUGACCGACGAGAAGCUGGCGCAGGCCAAGGACGAGCACGUGGACUGCCUCCUCUGCGACUAUUUCACCGCGAUGUACCUUGCGGGCGAGCAGAGCAGCCUCGGGAUCCAGACCGGGGCCGCGCUGCUGGACAGGCGGCUGGCGCCGUCUCGCACCCGCCGGGCCUUGCCCCUCGCAGUCUGGGCGGCCGUGAUGUGGCGCCUGGUGGACAAGGGGCUGGCGCUCAUGGCCCUGUUCUUGGCGGUCGGCCUCUCGGCCGAUUCGAGGCCCUCUUCCCUCCUGGCCGCCCGGAAGUGCGACCUGGUGCCUCCGUCUCGCGCAGCGGUGGACAGCUGGGGCCUCCUCGCACACCCGGAGGAGGAAGGCGGGCCGAGCAAGACGAACCGCUGCGACGAGGGCUGCCUGCUGGACUCGAGCUACCUGCGGGGUCUGGGCCCCCUCUUCGCCCAUCUUCGAGCUGCCGGGGGGGCAGAGAAGCUGUGGCCGUUCAACUAUCUGGAGCUCUUGGAGGCCGCGUCACUGGCCGCCGCCGAGGUCGGCGCUGGGAAGAUAUUGUUGCACCAACUGCGCCACUCAGGCGCCAGCGUCGACGUGGGCCGGCGCGCGCGGACGUCGGAGGAAGUCCGACGCCGCGGACGCUGGGCCCAGGCGCGGAGCAUGCACCGGCGCGAGCACAGCAGCCGUCUCAGCGCCGAGUACGAGCGCUACCCGCCAGACCAGAGGCGGCUGUACGAGUCCUGCGAAGUUCACCUCAUGCUGAUCAUGCUGG
This is a messenger RNA of Prorocentrum cordatum, 2128 nucleotides long. The record is from the annotation of a GenBank genome assembly. Lineage: Eukaryota; Dinophyceae; Prorocentrales; Prorocentraceae.